UGUCUCACUCUAUCACUUGUUAUCAUCGCAAACAAACAACAAUAUAAAUAUAAUUGAAAGUGUCUGCUCACCAGCUGCGCCUUACAUAAUUAAUAAAUCAAGAUGAAUUUCGCCGGAAAAGUCGUGCUAAUCACAGGCGCCAGCUCAGGAAUUGGGGCAGCUGCUGCCAUCAAGUUCGCUAAAUAUGGCGCUUGCCUGGCUCUUAACGGACGCAAUGUAGAGAAUUUGAAGAAGGUGGCUGAGCAAUGCAGCGCAGCUGGUGCACCACAGCCAGCGCUAGUCGUAGGCGACAUUAGCAAAGAGGCGGAUACGGAGCGUGUUUGGAGUGAAACUUUAAAGAAAUAUGGCAAACUGGAUGUGCUGGUCAAUAAUGCCGGCAUUAUUGAGACGGGCAGCAUUGAGAAUACUAGUCUGGAGCAGUAUGAUCGUGUGAUGAAUACUAAUCUCCGUGCUAUUUAUCAUUUGACAAUGCUGGCUACGCCAGAGCUAAUUAAAACCGAGGGCAACAUUGUCAAUGUAUCCAGUGUAAAUGGCAUACGUUCUUUUCCAGGUGUGCUGGCAUAUAACAUAUCCAAAAUGGGCGUCGAUCAAUUUACGCGCUGUGUGGCUCUGGAGCUGGCACCCAAAGGUGUACGUGCCAACUGCGUUAAUCCUGGUGUUACAGUGACCAAUCUGCAUAAGCGCGGUGGCAUGGACGAAGCAACUUAUCAAAAGUUUCUAGAGCACUCGAAGAGCACUCAUGCGUUGGGCCGCCCUGGCACUACAGAUGAGGUGGCAAAUGCAAUUGCGUUUUUAGCCAGCGAUCUAGCCACAUUCAGCACCGGCGUCAGCCUCGCCGUCGAUGGUGGUCGUCAUGCCAUGUGCCCGCGCUAAGUCGACCUACAGACACAAGUCAAAACUCUGCAUUUAAUUAAUAGCUUCCAAUAAAGUUACAUGGAAAUAAGCUUGUAUUUAGAAUUAAC
Molecule: messenger RNA, 962 nt
Organism: Drosophila busckii
Lineage: Eukaryota; Metazoa; Arthropoda; Insecta; Diptera; Drosophilidae
Exons: 1
Coding region: 103-873 (256 amino acids)
Molecular function (GO): oxidoreductase activity
Source: RefSeq, a predicted model, not a curated record